AUGGCCGCCGCUACCGCCGAAGAGAUCCGCGCCAACGCGUAUGUCGGUUUCGACACCAUCACCCAGCAGAUUGAGCACAAGCUCUUGAAGCGGGGCUUCCAGUUCAAUGUCAUCGUUGUCGGCCAGACGGGCCUUGGGAAGUCGACGCUCAUCAACACCAUCUUCGCCUCGCACCUCAUUGACUCGAAGGGGCGGAAGGAAGCCGACGAGCCCGUCAGGCAGACCACGGAGAUCCACCCUGUCUCCCAUGUUAUUGCCGAGAACGGUGUGAAGCUGCGGUUGAACAUCGUCGACACUCCUGGGUAUGGCGACCAGAUCGACAACGAGAAUUGUUGGGAUCCCCUCGUCAAGUACAUCAAGGACCAGCACAGCGCAUACCUGCGCAAGGAGCUGACGGCCAUGCGUGACCGCCACAUCCAGGACACGCGCAUUCACUGCUGUCUCUUCUUCAUCAAUCCCACCGGCCACUCCCUCCGUCCCAUUGACAUCAUCGUGAUGAAGAAGCUGAGCGAGGUCGUCAAUGUUGUCCCCGUUAUUGCCAAGUCGGACAGCUUGACGCUCGAGGAGCGGGAUGCGUUCAAGCAAAAGAUUCGGGCUGAGCUUCAGUACCACAACAUCCGUCUCUAUCCCUUUGACACGGAUGAGAACGAUGAGGAGGAGGUUCAGCUCAACGAGAGCAUCAGGAGCAUGAUCCCGUUCGCGGUCGUGGGUUCGGAGCGGAACGUCAUCAUUGACGGCAAGUCGGUGCGCGGCCGGAAGAACCGCUGGGGUGUUGUGAACGUGGAGGACGAGACGCACUGCGAGUUCGUCUACCUGCGGAACUUCCUCACGAGGACACACCUGCAGGACCUCAUCGAGACGACUGCACAGAUCCACUACGAGGCGUUCCGCUCAAAACAGCUGCUCGCACUCAAGGAGCAGACGAACCCGCGGCCCCCGGCUGCGCAGUCGUCGGCGUAAGGGCACGCUCUACGACAGUAGACCCUUACCUCGAGCCAUAUGCGCGUCCGCGUGCGGUUCUGCAGUCUCUCACUUGUGUCGAAAAGCUCUUGAUACCCCUUUCACUGCCCCGGCCUGCGUGUGCUUUGUGCUUCUGAACGCUCCUUGUUGGUUGUUGUUGGACGGUACCGCUCGUGUCUGUUUAUACUGGUUGUGCCCUGCCCCUACGCUCGUUUGAAUACCACAUUAAUGCGUCCGCGGCGAGUGUGAAGCGAUUGUGGGACGUGUG
Rhodofomes roseus is the source of this 1228-nucleotide messenger RNA. Its product is annotated as GTP binding protein. The coding region runs from base 1 to 960 and encodes 319 amino acids. The transcript has 7 exons. Gene Ontology annotation, biological process: cytoskeleton-dependent cytokinesis. NCBI's taxonomy places the organism in Eukaryota, Fungi, Basidiomycota, Agaricomycetes, Polyporales, Fomitopsidaceae. Gene Ontology annotation, molecular function: GTPase activity; GTP binding; molecular adaptor activity. Gene Ontology annotation, cellular component: microtubule cytoskeleton; septin ring; cell division site. The record is from RefSeq and is a predicted model, not a curated record.